Cucumis sativus (cucumber) is the source of this 1371-nucleotide messenger RNA. RefSeq lists its product as uncharacterized. Gene Ontology annotation, biological process: endocytosis. Gene Ontology annotation, cellular component: clathrin vesicle coat; membrane. Lineage: Eukaryota; Viridiplantae; Streptophyta; Magnoliopsida; Cucurbitales; Cucurbitaceae. The transcript has 8 exons. The coding region runs from base 236 to 1099 and encodes 287 amino acids. The record is from RefSeq and is a predicted model, not a curated record.
CGAUCUUUCCAUCUUCUUUGAAGCAAAGAGAAGAGGAGAGAAGAGAAGGGAAGGCAACUGAAAGCGAGUUGUUUCCACAUCCAAUCACUCACCUCAUUUUCCAAUCCAACUUCAAAAUUCCUCUAUUCAUUUUAAUUUUCUCAAACCCAUCUUUCGUUUCAACGAAUUUCUUUUUCCUAUUUCUCUGAUCUCGGUUUUGAUCUCACGAUCUCUCCAAUCUCCUUCUUAUUUCUCCAUGGAGGAGCAGCAGCAGAAGACGCCGAAGAAUCAAGAAAUCCAAGAUGAUCACGAAGACAAUGAAGCAAUUGAGCUUGUUCUCUUUCAAGUUCCGGAAUGUUAUGUCUAUUUGAUACCGCCAAGAAAAACUGCAGCUUCCUACAGGGCUGAUGAAUGGGAUGUGAAUAAAUGGGCUUGGGAGGGAAAACUAAAAGUCCUUAGCAAGGGAGAAGAAUGCAUUAUCAGACUUGAAGAUAAGAGCACAGGUGAGUUAUAUGCUCGGGCGUUCUUGAGAGAUGGAGAAAAGCAUCCAGUUGAACCUGUAAUUGAUAGCAGCAGAUAUUUUGUUCUUCGCGUGGAAGAGAAUAUUGAUGGUCGCCUCCGGCACGCAUUUAUUGGCAUAGGAUUUCGAGAAAGAACCGAGGCUUAUGACUUCCAAGCAGCUUUGCACGAUCAUAUGAAAUAUCUCAACAAAAAGAAGAGUGCAGAAGAGAUGGAACAACAGUUCCAGAAUACAUCCUCGGUUGAUUAUAGUUUGAAAGACGGGGAGACUAUAGUACUUCAAUUAAAAAGCAGAAAAAGCACUAGCAACGUCAAGAAGUCUACUGAGCUGGAUCAUGUGAAAGUUUCCUCAUUAGAAGAAGAAGGCAACACAAAAAAAGAUUCAAUUUUUUGUAUCAGACCGCCUCCACCUCCUCCAGCUCCACUUUCACCUGUUGCAUCCCAAAAAUCUCCUAAAAAUCUACCACCAAAUAUCAAUUUGGAAGAACCUUCUAAGCAAAAAGAUACGGAACCUGCAAAAGAAGACACCAAUGAUGCUGAAGUUCAAAGCACACUUGAUAUACCUGACGACGAUUUUGGAGAUUUCCAGACAGCUGCGUGAGAUGACAUGGAACUUUGUACAUUCUCGAGUACUCUCAUCGAUCUUCGGUUUCCAGUAGAUUCUGCACUACAAAUUGUUUAGUUUUUACAAGAGAUCUUAUGUACUGUUGUUAAACCUGUGUUGUGAAAUUAGCUUGAAGAGUUUCCAAUAAAGAGUGAUCCCAAAAUUAUGUGAUGUUACCAUUCUGGGUGGUUCAAUUAUAAAUGUGACGAAGCCAAGUGAAAGGGACAAAAGAGAAUAUGGAAUAUCGUAGAAAGUUCUCUCAAGUUUUA